This is a messenger RNA of Diaporthe citri, 2886 nucleotides long. RefSeq lists its product as uncharacterized. Bases 1 to 2886 code for a protein of 961 amino acids. Gene Ontology annotation, molecular function: FMN binding; heme binding; monooxygenase activity. NCBI's taxonomy places the organism in Eukaryota, Fungi, Ascomycota, Sordariomycetes, Diaporthales, Diaporthaceae. The record is from RefSeq and is a predicted model, not a curated record. The transcript is spliced from 7 exons.
AUGGCCUGUCCCUACAAGAAAGAGCCAAACCUGAAGCCAGACAAUGUCGUCGAGCCCAGCAUCGACGGCCCCGGGGAGCCGAUCCCUCACCCGCCCGAGAAGUGGCUGAUCGGAAACGCGGGCGAGAUCGACCCGACCUUCUUCAUCUCGUCGGUGUGGCGCCUCGCCGACAUCUACGGGCCAAUAUUCAGCCUCAAGCUCUUCGGCAGGACCGUCGUCGUCGUCUCGAGUUACGAACUGGUCAACGAGGUCUGCGACGAGUCCCGCUUUGAGAAGACGACCAAGGGAAACCUCGAGACGCUGCGGGCCCUGGUCGGGGGCGGGCUGUUCACUGCCUACUCGGAUGAACAUGACUGGUACGUCGGUCACCGCAUCCUGAUCCCGGCGAUGGGCCCCAUCGCGGUGCGGCGCAUGUUCGACCAGAUGGUCGACUGCGUGUCGCAGAUGGUCCUCAAGUGGGACCGGCUGGGGCCGGACCACGAGGUCUCCGGGCCCGAUGACUUCUCGCGGCUCACGUUCGACAUCAUCGUCCUGUGCGCCAUGAACUACCGCUUCAACUGCUUCUACGCCGAGGAGCCGCCGCGCUUCAUGACGGCCAUGGCCGAGGCGCUGGUAGAGGCGGGCAAGGCGACCAACCGCGUGGCCGUCGAGAACGCGCUGCGGUACUUCUCGCGGAGGAGGAUGGCGGAGAACAUUGAGUAUAUGCAUAGCGUCUGUGACGGUGUCAUUGCCGAGAGGAAAGCGAGCCCGCGGCCGGAGCUGAAUGAUCUUUUGAAUGUCAUGAUGUUCGGGAAGGAUCCUGUUUCUGGGGAGUCGAUGUCUGAUGAGCUGAUUUCGCAUGAGUUCCUGACAUUCCUGAUAGCUGGCCACGAGACGACCAGUGGCACUAUGAAUUUCAUGAUGUACAACCUCUUGAAGCAUCCAGACAAGCUGCAAAAAUGCUACCAAGAAGUCGACGAGGUCCUAGGCGACAACGCCAUAGAGCUCGAGCACAUUCCGCGGCUGAAAUAUCUCUGGGCAACUAUGCGCGAAACACUGCGCUACCUGGGCCCCAUCUCGUCCAUCCAACGCCACAGGAAGCGCGAGACGGUCAUCGGCGGCAAGUAUAGGAUCCAGCCGGACUGGGCCGUCAUGCUCAAUUUCCGGGGCCUGCACCACGACACGAGCGUCUACGGCGCCGACGCCGGCGAGUUCCGGCCGGAGCGCUUCCUCGAGGGCGGUUGGGAGCAGAACCCGCAGAACGCGUGGAAGGCCUUCGGGACCGGGGCGAGGGGCUGUCCGGGCAAGGCCAUCGCCGAGCAGGAGAUGAUCUUGGCCUGGGCGCUGGUCUUCCAGCGCUUCAACAUCGAGCUGGCUGACCCAGAGUACCAGCUCAAGAUCAAGCCGACGCUGACCAUCAAGCCUGAUGAUUUCAAGUUCAAGGUCCGACGACGUCAGGGCAAGGACAGGAUGGUCGGUCUGGCUGGAGCACCGCAUAAGGACAAGGUGUAUCCCGCGGCUGGCCAGAGAAAGACAGCCAAGCACGAUGCUUCCAAGGGAUCGGAUGUCGACAGGAGGGCCGACCUGAAGCCGCUGUCCAUCUUCUUCGGUGGCAUCAGUAACACGUGCAAGACUUAUGGGGGGGACUUCCAGCACGACGCACCGAGCUUUGGUUUCCAAGUUCCAGACGGGGUUCGCAACCUCGACGAGGCCGUCGAAAACCUGCCCAAGGACAAGCCUGUCCUGAUCAUCACCUCCUCGUACGAGGGUCAACCCCCUGACAACGCAAAGGGCUUCGUCGCAUGGCUCGAGACCCGGGCUGCCGCCGGGGACGACAGCCUGCUGAAGGGUGUGAGCUACGCCGUCUUUGGGGCCGGCAACAAGGACUGGUUUCUGUGUCUUUUUGUUCUCACCAAGUUCCUGCGAGUCGUUGCUCACAAGAGACGACAACAGCAAGAUGAGCACAUGACCGCCUACGAGCUCAUCGGCACCCGCGUCGAACUCGCCACGCCGGCAUCCCAGCGCCAGAUCGCCACGCUGGCCACGAAGCUGCCCGGCUCUGAGGAGCUCAAGACCCUCGCGUCGGACGCAACCGCCUAUCGCAGCAACGUCCUGGAGAAACGCGUCUCGGUCCUAGACCUUCUCGAAGAAUUCCCCAGCUGCGACCUGUCCUUCGCCGAGUACCUCGCGAUGCUGCAGCCCCUAGCGCCGAGGCAGUACUCCAUCUCGUCGUCGCCUCUUGCCUAUCCCCCGGUGCCGAGCACCGCCUCCUUCCCUGGACAUACGGCGGCGGACGACGACAGCACCACCUGCCUGACGUGCUCCAUCAUCUACGACGUGCUCGACGGCGCCCCUGCCCUGUCCGGCCGCGGGUCCUUCACCGGCGUCGCCAGCUCAUACCUCUCGAACCUUCCUCCCGGAUCACGCCUCCGCUGCUCAGUCCGCGGCACCGCCUCGUCCAAAUUCCGCCUGCCGCCUGACCCAAAGACCCCUGUGGUCAUGCGGUCGCGGGCGCGCGGGGGAGGACCCGCCGCCCUUGGCCCCGCUGUGCUGUUCUACGGCUGCAGGGACCACGAAGAAGACUUCUUGUACGGGGACGAGCUGGCGGCGUGGGAGGCCGCCGGGGCCGUGAGGGUUCGGCCGGCGUUCUCGAGGCGCGCGCCGCAGGAGCAGGCGACGGCCCACGUGGACGAGGUCGUAUGGGCGGAGAGGGAGGAGGUGAGGGACCUGUUCAAGGCCGGGGCGCGGGUCCUCGUCUGCGGGAGCGCGAGCAGGCUCGGCCGGAGUACUCAUGAUGUGUGCGUGCGCAUCUACCGCGAGGGUCACCCGGAGGUGUCUGCCGAGGAGGCCGAGGAGUGGAUGUUGAAGCAGAAGGAGGAUCGUUAUUUGAGUGAUGUUUUCGGGUAG